This is a messenger RNA of Plasmodium knowlesi strain H, 1422 nucleotides long. The record is from the annotation of a RefSeq genome assembly. NCBI's taxonomy places the organism in Eukaryota, Apicomplexa, Aconoidasida, Haemosporida, Plasmodiidae.
AUGAUAAAAACAAUGAAAUUAAAAAAAAUUUUAAAUAUUUAUAAUUUAAAUUAUAAAUAUCAAUAUAAAAAUAAAAUAAAUUUAUAUUUAAUAAGAAAUGGAUUAAAUAAAAAAUUAAUAAAACAUUUAUCUACUAAUAUUUUUUUAUAUAUUUUUAUUUAUAAAUUUAAAAAAUAUUCUUUAAAAAUAUUAAAUAUUAUGAAAUUUCCUGAUUGGAAAUUUUUUGACGGUCCUAAUAUAAAUUAUGAUAAUAUUAUAUAUUAUUCUUCUAUUUUAAAAGAUAGUAAUUUAAUAACUUAUUUAAAAAAUAAUUUAAAUAUUAGUUUUUUAGAUAGUAUAUUAGUAAAAACUAAUUCUAUUGAUGUUAUUUUUGAUAGUAUAUCUAUAUUACAAACAACUCAAUAUUUUUUAAAAAAAAUAGGUAUAAUUUUUUUACCUUUAUUUAAUGUUAUUUUAAGAUAUCCUUUAUUAGUAAAAAAAUAUUUAGGAACUGUUGUUUCUUAUAAAGAUAAUUUUUUUGCUAAUAUUAAUUCUAUUAUUUUUAGUGAAGGAUCUUUUUGUUAUGUUCCAAAAUAUAUAAAAUGUAGUUUUAAUUUAUCUACUUAUUUUAAAACUAAUUCAUAUGAUUUCGCUCAAUUUGAACGUACAUUAAUAAUAGUAAAUGAAUAUUCAUAUAUUGUAUAUUUAGAAGGAUGUACAGCUUCUAUGUAUAAAGAGUCUCAAUUACAUGUAGCUAUAGUAGAAAUAAUAGUAAAAAAUUAUAGUUAUGUAAAAUAUUAUACUUUACAAAAUUGGUAUAGAGGAGAUUAUUUAGGAAAUGGUGGAUUAUAUAAUUUUACUACUAAACGUGGGGUUUGUUUUAAUUUUUCUAAAUUAGAUUGGAUUCAAAUAGAAUUAGGUUCUAUUAUAACUUGGAAAUAUCCUUCUACAAUUUUAAAAGGAAAUUUUUCUAUUAGUAAUUUUUAUUCAAUAUCCUUUUUAUCGUAUAAUCAAAUAGCUGAUACAGGUAGUAAGAUGUAUCAUAUAGGAUCUUAUACUAAAAGUUAUAUAAUUUCAAAAAGUAUUUCUUUAAAUAAUUCUUUAAAUAUAUUUAGGGGGUUAAUUUAUAUAAACCCUUAUUCAUAUAAAUCUUAUAAUUAUACAGAAUGUAGUUCUUUAAUAUUUGGAAAUAAAUCUUUAACUGUAACUAUUCCUUAUGUAAAAAAUUAUAAUAAUACUAGUUAUAUAAAACAAGAAGCUUUUAUUUCUAAAAUUGAAAUUUUAUAUUUAUUUUUAUUAAUGCAACGUGGAUUAAAUAUUUCAGAAGCAAUGUCUUUAAUAGUUAUUGGAUUUUGUUCUAAUAUUUAUAAUAAAUUACCUUUUGAAUUAAAUUUAGAAAUACCUAUAUUAUUUUCUUUAAAAAUAAAAGAUAUAUUUAAAUGA